AUGUCAUUCAAUGACCAUGAUGACCAUGCUCAUACCGUGUCGAAAUCUGCAUCCAGAGCAGGAUCAGAUAUCGAUAGUCGGCGACUCAACGAGCUACCGAAUAAGUACGCUACUGAGGAGGCCAUCCGCACUGUCUAUGGAUCAUAUUUUCGAUACAGGCUUCCAGUCCUCGAUGAUACGUUUCUUCACGAAACCGUAACAAAAGCGUACAACCCUCUCAAGAACACAAACGCUGCACGAUCUUCACUUUCAGCCAAGGCAUGCGUGUGGGCUCUCCAUGCCAUCUCACGACGAAUGAAACCUGCAGGGGACUCUUCCCUGUAUCUAGACGGCGAAACGUGUGCCACUAGAGCACAAACCCUCCUCAGCAUCGCCAUUGAAGAGUCUUGCAUUGAGACUCUUCAAGCAGUACUUCUUGUUCAAGCCUAUCAAGAAUCAUCGGGCCAAUGGAGAAGCUACAGCUCCCUUCAUCUACACGCUUGUCGUAUAGUAUGCGACCUCGGUGGCCAUCACAGUCAUCCUGCCAUGUACGCAUGCAUUGACGACCUUCUCCACGAAGAACGCUAUCGUUACAUCAGAGAACUCUUCUGGCUGUGCUACCUGGCAGAUAAGGAUGUCUCGUUUCGAUCAGGUCGACCUCCACUUCUGACUGAAACCUACUGCGACUUAUCUCUGCCCAUGGGGCUUGAAGCCUCAAAUCCAGCAGAAAGCCAGAUUAUUCAUCUGAUGAUAGAGUCCAACUUUCACCUGCCUUCCGAUCCCCGUUUAGGCGUGAUCAAGGAGAAAACAUGCCGCCUUCUCUAUUCUGCGCAGGCUUUUGGGAUGUCCGAUAGUCAGCUUUUGGUGCAUAUUCGUCAGUUGGACGACGAACUUGAACAGUGGAGGGUUUCUGUACCUGGUCCUCUGCGGCCACGACUUUCUAUUCCAUCAAGCCUCACACUUGGUUCACCCCACGCGAGCAUGUCACAAAAUGCAAAAUACAUCAAUCUGCAACUGGACUAUCACUACACUUUAGUAAUGAUACACACGUCAGUUCGGAGGUCUGGUACUGCCAAAGGAGACGAGAGUCUACCCGAAGACCUCCACAAGGUUGUUCACUCCAGUGUUGACAUCUCGCUGGAAGCCGGCCGCUCGACUUUAGCAUUCCUAAAGGCAUCUGUUGAUGUCUUGGAAGAAGGGGCAUUCGGGUACGAUCAAUCAAAUUUCUCGCACUUCAUGAGGCACGAUUACACGAGCUAG
Verticillium dahliae VdLs.17 is the source of this 1239-nucleotide messenger RNA. Its product is annotated as C6 zinc finger domain-containing protein. Gene Ontology annotation, biological process: DNA-templated transcription. Lineage: Eukaryota; Fungi; Ascomycota; Sordariomycetes; Glomerellales; Plectosphaerellaceae. The transcript has 2 exons. Bases 1 to 1239 code for a protein of 412 amino acids. Gene Ontology annotation, molecular function: DNA binding; zinc ion binding. The record is from RefSeq and is a predicted model, not a curated record.